AUGUCAGUCUCUGUAAUAACCACGGUUUUAGCAUGUCUGUGGCUGUCUUAUAGACUCUACAAGUUUCUCACCAUACCCGUGGCCAGCAUCGUCUCCACUCUGAAGAUCAAGACUCCGCCAGCGACGAAGGUCUCUAUCGACAAAAUUGCCACCGAUUCGCUGACUAUUCACUGGGAGAAUGAGCCUGUCAAAGCGGAGAACGGCGGGGUCGGAGCCCGAAACUUCAUCUCCCACUACCUGCUGUACUUGAACAAUACGCAGCUGGCCAUCUUUCCGAACAACCCGAACUCGCUCUACACGUGCUGCUCCAUCACGGGACUCGAGGCAGAAACGCAGUACCAACUGGACUUCAUUACCAUCAACAACAAGGGUUUCAUCAACAAGCUGCCCUCCAUCUACUGCAUGACCAAGGCGAGAGAGGCCAAUGAGACGCUAAAGACAAGAAAAUGGAGAAGGAACACCGUCACCGCGUCCACGGCUAUCCAGCCCCCGAACCUAAAGGCCGACUUGUCCUCGUUGACAUCUCACUGCUCCUCCGUGUCUCUUUCCGCCUUUGCGUCCAACAACACCGGUAGCAGCACGAGCAACAGCUCGCCCCUACCCGCCUACACAUCCUUGACCACGCUAAAAGACUUGGACUCGUUUUCCAUAGACGACUUGAAAAAAAUCUUGAUAUGUGCCCAGGAAGAUCUGCACGAUGUGUUGUCCCAACAAACUUCGCUCUUGCAAGACUUCCAGGAGUCUAAGGUGGAGCUAGAACUAGAACUGGAUAACCUGAAAACCCACUGGUCGCAUGAGAUCGAUUUGAGGAAGUCUUUGAAGUCCAACAUCAAGUCGCUGGAAAACUCUAAACUCUUGACAGAUCUGAAAAUUGAAAAACUAAGCAAGAAAAUCGAUAAGUCCAGGGAAAAAAUAUCGAAAAUGCGCAACGACAUGCAAGAUUGGUCUCAAGAAGACGCCGAACUUUUGUCACAAGACACUAUAAAGGAGAAGUACCUCAGACUACUAAACGAAGCAAAUACUUCUGUGGCCAAGGUCAACCAACAGGUUCUUUCUUUGCAAAAAGAAAUCUCCAACAUGGAGGAGUCUAACAAGAAAUUGAAUGCCACUCGGAAAUCGCUAGUAACGUCCCUAGUAGUGAACGCCAAUGUCGAAAAUGACAAACCCAUUGCCAGCGGAGAACUAUCUGCUGUAUUGAAAAAACUCCUUGAUUUUACUCAAGAGAAAAAUGGUUUUUCAAGUACUUCUGGUGAAGAAUUCUUAUCCAAAUUAAAUGCAGACUCGUCAUUGAUUAGACUGAUCAAGCAAGAAUUAAGCAUCGACCAAGAUUCGGAAACGAACUGGAAAUCACAAAGGUCAAAUUUCCUAAAGAAAAUCAGUAUCUUGGAAAACCAAUUUAAUGAAAUGAGCCUCAACAACAGAACACUCAAAACAAAACUGAUGGUUCAACCAUACAACAAUAACGGCGAUUCGCUUGUGGCAACUAAUUCAAACAACUCCACCGAAAACAACAGAAGUUCCGCAUCGGCCACAUUACCAUUAUCCAACAGCAUGUCAAGAACUGGGUCAAUAGAUUUGAUAUCCAAUAAAAACAUUAUAAACGGAACUAGCAACGGAGACACGGCCCCACAAUUGAGAUUACACAAUCCGGCAUCCUACCCACCUUCAAACGAGCCUACACAACCGCCAGGUAGUCUACUGAGCCAAUUGACACAGGACACUGGAAACAGAUCGAUGCUUUCGAACCAGAUGUCCCCAAAUAGCGAAAAUCAACAACCCUCUUCCUUUUCGCAUGCUUUACCUACGACGGCUACCGUUAUUGCCAAUGCCACAGCAACGAACGGUAAUCCCGAGUCAAAUUUAUGGAAUAACACACAGUUUGCCCAACCGUCGCAUCAACAAGAAUCCGCGGAACUCGAUCGAGCCUUCGAAUACGAUAACGCAAAUCAUUUGAUCAGUGGCCUGCAAAAUAUGAUCUACGAUGAAGCAGACUAUCCAGAUAACAUAAGCAAUUAUUCCAGGGGGUUCACUACCGACGAGCUGGACAAUUACUGGACCAAACAGCAACCGCAAACUCGCAACACGAGGGAGAACUCAUUCUCUACAUCGGGAACACCCAUGUCAUCAUACAAGGCCAAUCCUGUAAUGUCGCCAUAUUCAAACUCACACCUAAGGCAAAACUCCAACGCUACCAACUCGAUGCACCCACAAAGUCUAUUGGCUGCAACAUUGAAUGAUGCUUCAUUGCGAAGUUUUGUACGCGGUGGCUCUUUUUACAAUGCUCCUCAACCAGGAACCCCAUUACAUAACAAUGUAAAUGGUAAUGAAACAGGAAACCUCAGUCCGAGAGUCUCGAACGAAUUCAGUAUGUUAGUACCAAAUCUCAGUCCACGGCGCUCACACGACGUUCCCAUUAUACCAGGAAACAACAACUCAACAUCCUCUCAUUCGAACAUUUUAACAAUGAACCAUCAAACAACGACAGACAGCAACACGUUAUUGAGCAGAUUGAAUGGAGCAGAUAACCAGACCGAUCCGAGCUCAGUGUCUGCAGAGCACACCGCAGGAAGAUCGUUCCAUGCCUCAUCACCUACGUUUAACUCCAUUUGGAACCCAACUACAAAUCAGCCUUCACUACCACUCGAACAAGAACACCACUUCGAUGUGCCUGUAACCCCAAAGGUGCCAACAAGGGACUCUCCCAAACCUUCGCACAAGAGAAACCAAAGCAAUAGCAGUAUCUCGUCAGCCUGGUCUAAGUUCAAGCACAAGUCAACAUCGUCUUCCGGUAAUGCCGAUGCGGAUAUCUUAGAUUCAUCAACUCCACCAACCAGUCCAACCGGCAGAAGAAUGUCGAAACUACUGUCCAAAAGUGGCAUGAAUAACCUGUUUAAACCACACAGUCAUGACUCAUGA
Saccharomyces eubayanus is the source of this 2916-nucleotide messenger RNA. It is a transcript of the gene GTA1, whose product is annotated as Gta1p. The coding region runs from base 1 to 2916 and encodes 971 amino acids. The transcript has a single exon. The record is from RefSeq and is a predicted model, not a curated record. Gene Ontology annotation, molecular function: protein binding. NCBI's taxonomy places the organism in Eukaryota, Fungi, Ascomycota, Saccharomycetes, Saccharomycetales, Saccharomycetaceae.